AUUCUUAUCAAAAUUCAAGCGCUAACACUACAAUAAAGCUUUCACCUCGCAGAGCCAAGCUUUCAAGACACAGUUCGCAGCCUCCGCAGGCGGCGCUCAAUAUUAAAAUUCAACCAAAACAAACAAUCAGUAGUAAUUGAGUAAUCAGUGGCUAUCAAGUGCCGAAGACGCGUGGAUGUGAAAAGUGAAUGAACUUGGAAAAGAGUGAAGAAAAUUUAUAAAUAAAUUCAAAAACAUACAAACAUAUAUUUACAUACAUAUAUAUAUGUAUAAUUACUUAAGAAACUGACAUAAUCAAAUCUGAAGAAAAGAAUAAACACCUCACAAGCCACCAAAAUUAUUAUGUUUUCUUAUUCGCCCGCCUCGCAAUGUUUACUCAGCUUGGCUUUGAUCGGCUUAGUUCUAAUCAAUUAUCAACUACUAGUUGCUGCUGACGAUAGUACUCGUACAGUGGUGCAAGACGCAGCGAAACCGCAUAUUAUUUUAAUAUUAGCGGAUGACAUGGGCUUCGACGAUGUCAGCUUCCGUGGCUCCAAUGAAUUUCUCACACCCAACAUUGACGCACUGGCCUACCAUGGCCGAAUUUUGGAACGCCUCUACGCGCCGGCCAUAUGUACGCCCUCACGUGGAGCACUCAUGACCGGACGUUUUCCCAUACAUACAGGCACUCAACACUUUGUCAUUAGUAACGAGGAACCAUGGGGUCUACACACAAACUACACAAUACUACCGGAGAUCUUUCAAAAAGCUGGUUACUCCACUAAUCUGGUGGGUAAAUGGCAUUUGGGUUUUGCGAAGCGGGAAUUCACGCCCACUUAUCGUGGCUUCGACUACCACUAUGGCUACUGGGGUGGCUUCAUCGAUUACUAUCAUCGACGCAGUCAAAUGCCGGUACCACACUACUCCAUGGGCUAUGAUUUUUACCGCAAUAUGGAAGUUGAAUGUGGUGAUUAUGGCACCUACAUGACGGAUCUGCUGACGCGCGAAGCCGAGCGUAUAAUACACGCGAAUAACAACACGAAACCCCUGCUGCUUCUACUUAGUCAUUUAGCAGUGCACACGGGCAACGCUAAUGCACCGUUAGAGGCGCCAGCCGAAGAGAUUUCCAAAUUCCAUUAUAUAAAAGAUCCGAAUAGGCGUAAAUAUGCCGCCAUGGUCUCACGCCUGGAUCAGAGUGUCGGACAAGUAAUACGCGCACUGGAAAAAACAAAUAUGCUACGCAAUUCGAUAGUGAUCUUUCAAUCGGACAACGGUGGUCCCUCGGUUGGACAAUUCGCGAAUACAGCCUCCAAUUGGCCUUUGAGAGGGCAAAAGAGCACACCAUGGGAGGGUGGCGUGCGUGUGGCUGGCGCCAUUUGGAGUCCCUCAAUACGUGAGCUUGGCUCAGUCUUCCAUCCGACCAUGUACAUCGGUGACUGGUUGCCCACUUUAGCGGCCGCAGCCAAUAUACCACUCAAUAGCACAGAACUACGUCUGGAUGGUAUCAACUUAUGGCCCGCACUCACUAAUCACAGUGCGACCAAUCAAAGCGCGCGCACAGUAAAUCGUGAAAUAGUUCACUACCUCGAUGAUAUAUGGCAUGUAGCUGCCUUACAGAAAGGUGAUUGGAAGUAUGUGAAUGGCACUACCGCGGCAGGACGUUUCGAUAAUUUACUCACCUACCGUGAACUCUACGAUACUGAUCCACGUGGCAGCGAUUAUUUUGCCGCCGUUCGAAACUCGAAGGUCUCAGCGGUGCUGCGUAAAUAUGCUGGAGUGGAAUUGACACGUGAUCAGGUAAUGAGCUUACGUGCAGAGGCAGCAAUAAAGUGUGGCAAUGGCGUCCAGCAUGGUUGCAAUCCACUCGUGGAAGAAUGUCUCUACAAUGUCGCUGCAGAUCCUUGUGAGCGUAACAAUUUAGCAUCACAAUCUGAGUAUAACAGUAUCUUGCGUGGUAUGCGUAAACGUGUGCGCAAGCAUCGAUCCACCGCCUUGCCUGUGGCUAAUCGUCGAGGUCACUAUGAGAACAGUCCUGCGCGUCAUCGUUGUUUGUGGGCGCCGUUCUUGGAAGAGGCACCCAGUGAGGAAUUUUUCAUCUGCGGACUUUAUGGAAUGCCUUGCGAGACCAGUAGUUAACACAAGUGAAGAAUAUACUUACUUAAGAAUUCCAAUAUGAAUACAGUUGAAAAUAAAAUCGAUGGUUUUGGCUGACUUUCGGCUACCUAAA
Ceratitis capitata (Mediterranean fruit fly) is the source of this 2206-nucleotide messenger RNA. Its product is annotated as arylsulfatase J. The record is from RefSeq and is a predicted model, not a curated record. The coding region runs from base 343 to 2115 and encodes 590 amino acids. The transcript is spliced from 7 exons. NCBI's taxonomy places the organism in Eukaryota, Metazoa, Arthropoda, Insecta, Diptera, Tephritidae.